Molecule: messenger RNA, 623 nt
Organism: Aspergillus ochraceoroseus IBT 24754
Lineage: Eukaryota; Fungi; Ascomycota; Eurotiomycetes; Eurotiales; Aspergillaceae
Exons: 2
Coding region: 277-501 (74 amino acids)
Source: RefSeq, a predicted model, not a curated record
CCAGACCAGUGCCCUUUGGUAGAGGCUGUUAAUGACUCAGAUUCUAUCUUUGUUCCAGCAGGAUCAGAUACUUAUUAUUCAGCCAACCUGUUUCCCCAGCUAACAGGCUGGAAUUGCAUCGAGACAGUACCCCGUUAUUAGGAGCCUAUAACGAGGCCAAUCUUACUCCUCCCCAAGUUAGAUUUGCCCGAUGCUAGAUUUUUUAAUCCUUGCAAUCCACCAGAAUCGACGAAAAGUACGGACAUUUUCAGCCUCGGGUCCAUUUACUAGACGAUAAUGGCUGGCCAUUGGCCCUACCGGCCUGCAGGUCCAUUCGAGUCUCUGGAGGAGAUGGAGAAAUACCAAGAACUGGUUGACGAUAUGUUUGCCUCCAAAAGGUGCCCGCCGGUUGACGGACUGGAAGCCGGAGUUGUGAUUCAACGAUGCUGGGCAGGAGAAUACUCUGAUUUGGGCGCACUGAUUGCAGACCAGUGUUGGCAGUUUGAGACUCUGAUGCGGUGAGAAAGAAUGACACAAAUUUCAAUGAAAUCGUGAUGUGUGCGGUUAUACUGAACCAAAUAAAAUGCCAUCUGAACUAGUGUGUCAUAAUCAAUGGCCCUUCAAUGCCCCUUCGAGAGGAGCCC